AUGCGCCCGAAGUCACGGUUUUCUGGUAGCAGGCUAUCCAUUGAAAAAAUAUUAGCCCUAACUUACGCUUGGGCGCACAAAUUUACCACUACUCAAGCAGUGCACGAAACCUCACUGGAGGAUGAAAAAACGCCAACAGAAACGGUAACUAUUGCUUUGAGGUUAAUUUGUGCCGACAGAAUCAUGAAUCAGCAGGCGGGGCCAAUAGGCGGACCUGGAACAACUGCGGAGAUUGACGAGUCCAAGUUUGGCAAGACGAAGUAUCACCGAGGUCGCAAAAUCGAAGGGAAGUGGGUUUUUGGUGGCCUUUGCCGCGAAACCAAGGCCUGCUUCCGUCUCCUGGUAGAGCGUAGGGAUAAAGAAACUCUCUUGCCUAUUAUUCGCGUUCAAAUAUUGCCGGGACUACACGCGUGAUGAGCGACUUAUGGAGAUCUUAUGACUGCCUACAAGACGAGGGCUACGAUCGAACGUCUCACAGUUGACCAUAACCUAAACAUCGUAGACCCAGACACAGGUGCCCACACACAGGGUAUCGAAAAUACAUGGUGGGGAGUGAAGCGAAGUUAUCCCCGUACAGGAACAUCCAAAGAACUCUUAGAAAGGUACCUACAAGAGUUUUUGUGGCGUAAGCGUUACGGAGAAAACCCCUUUGGAAACAUAUUGAAGAAUGUCGCUGAACUUUAUAACGUCGGAGACGACGCUUAA
Molecule: messenger RNA, 705 nt
Organism: Porites lobata
Lineage: Eukaryota; Metazoa; Cnidaria; Anthozoa; Scleractinia; Poritidae
Source: the annotation of a GenBank genome assembly